AUGUCGAUAGUUUUGGGUCCAAAUGCUGUCCUCAACCCAAGUCCUGGUCUCGUUACAUUGAUGGACCGCAGAGAGUUCUCGUCUCUCGCAAGAAUCAGAUCCCACCAAGAACUUCCACAGAGUGGAGGCCUGGAAUAUGAGUCUUAUCCCAGAUAUAAGCCUAUCCAAAAGUGUUCACGCGCGUUUGUUUCAACCAUUGACCGCGCUUUUGAAAGUUCAGUCGUCGAGUCUGAGGUUGUUUUCGAAAACCCUCGUCCCGGCAAUGAUGACACACUGCGAAACUGUGUCUUGUGGUCUCUCGGGGCCAACAUCGGAUGGAUGGAUAGUGCAGGCAAAUUGAUAGAGGGAAAUUAUCCGGAACUCGAGUCGUUGAUGUUCAAGGUCAAGGACAAUGGCAAGAGAUCGCUUUCUCGACAAUCUCAACCAUCCACUUCACAGAAGACCUCAACGGCAUCUGGACUACAAACUGUUCCUGGAUCUCAAGGACCCAAGCUCAACAAAGAGUAUAGCAGAGAGGCAAUAUCCGUAAUGAGCCCGAACAAGAACGACAAGACGAAGCAUGCUACUACCAGAGGGACCAAGGUUACCGAACGCCACAGCGAAAGACAUGUGCCAUCAAACUCGAUCGAUACCGAAAACUCGAUCGAUACCGAAAAGGCGGAGAAGAGUUCUCAGCAGGUCAAAAGCUCUCUAUGCAUGACCAGAUCGCCACAGUCAUGA
Molecule: messenger RNA, 720 nt
Organism: Aureobasidium vineae
Lineage: Eukaryota; Fungi; Ascomycota; Dothideomycetes; Dothideales; Saccotheciaceae
Source: the annotation of a GenBank genome assembly